AUGGAGAUGAACGAUGAUCCAGAUCCCGAGAUGCCACCGAGUGGGACGCCGAUGCAUCCCAUUGAGAUUUCCAGCGGAUCAUCAUUUCAUGGCGGUCACACCACCGCCACCGCCACUGCCACAGCAGCAACAACCUCCGUAACCAUCGAGGCGAAGAAGAUCAGGUGCACGGAUGUCCGUGCGUGGGGGUUUCCACUUCAGCACCCCCAACAUUCAAGCAGCGGCCAUUACCCGCCGUUGUAUGAAGACCCGCAAAUGGGUGGGCCUUCAAACCCAGUCUCUGAAGUCGACUCUACGCCAGUUGCACCACCACCGCCACCGCACAUGGGUUAUGAUAACCCGAUUCCUUCUUACACCGGUGCAGCGGCGUAUAACCCGUUUGAGCAGCCAGCUUACUUGGCGGUGCACUACAAUGCUCUUCAUCCCGAAGGACCCUUCCAAGCUGCGUACCCAACUGGGUACCCGCCAUAUGGGUAUCAAUACCCGCCACAUCCUCAACCUCAGCCGCAGCAGCAGCCACAACCGCCACAGUUCCAACCACCGCAGCAGCAUGAAAUCCUUCAGUUGUUGCAUGAGGUGGAGCAACAAGUUGAAGAGGAGCGUAGGAGCCGCCGUGGGUUACUGAAGGGUUUGGAAAAAUUAAUAAAGGGGAAGAAGAAAAGGGAUUAUUGA
Messenger RNA from Helianthus annuus (common sunflower), 672 nucleotides. RefSeq names its product leucine-rich repeat extensin-like protein 5. NCBI's taxonomy places the organism in Eukaryota, Viridiplantae, Streptophyta, Magnoliopsida, Asterales, Asteraceae. The record is from RefSeq and is a predicted model, not a curated record. The transcript has 3 exons. The coding region runs from base 1 to 672 and encodes 223 amino acids.